Molecule: messenger RNA, 1007 nt
Organism: Centruroides sculpturatus (bark scorpion)
Lineage: Eukaryota; Metazoa; Arthropoda; Arachnida; Scorpiones; Buthidae
Product: serine/threonine-protein kinase MRCK alpha-like
Exons: 5
Coding region: 537-1007 (156 amino acids)
Biological process (GO): peptidyl-threonine phosphorylation; actomyosin structure organization
Cellular component (GO): cytoskeleton; cytoplasm
Molecular function (GO): protein serine/threonine kinase activity; ATP binding
Source: RefSeq, a predicted model, not a curated record
UCUAGUGUAAGUACCAGUAACUAUCCGUAUCUGAUGUCCGCCAUGAUCGGUGAGUGGAGGUGAUUGGCUUUUGACUGAUGCAAAUGAAUCCGUAAGAAAAAUCUCACAAUAUUCUCUACCAAAUUCCGCCCAUAGACAGAUAAAUAAGAUCGUCGAAGAAUUAUAACAACGUUUAAGCAGGUGACUUUAUUAUAAUUUGCCAAAAUAAUAUCAUUAAGCCUAUCUGUCAACUUUUACAGGUCAAAUAUAUGAGAUUGAGGUUACUGUUUAUUUAUAUUUAAUUGGAAGUAUGUUCAUUUUUACUAGUAGCAACAAAAGACAACGCAAUCAUAGUCUAAGGAAUUCCACGUUUGCCUUAUUUAUAUGAAAUGAACAACAAUGAAGACGGAUAAUAUCUACAAAUUUCAGGAGUUCCUUCCUGCCAUACGAUUAUCAUUAAGCUUAUGUGUUUCCCAGAAGCCAAAUUCCAUAGAUCUAUCAAAUAUGGUGCUUUGGAAUUCAUAAUUAUUGCCUUGAGAUAAUAAUAAAUUAAAAUAAUGUCAGACUUAACGCUGGAAGAGCGUAUGAAACGUCUGGAACAAUUACUUUUGGGUGGUCCUUUGAUGUUGAAUGGAAAAAGUUUUAGUAUCGAAACAUUAUUGGAUGCAUUGGUUGUUCUGUAUGAUGAAUGUGUCAACUCUUCACUGCGGAAAGAAAAGACCAUCUCGAAUUUUAUCGACUAUGCUAAACCAGUUGUCCAGAACAUAAAGAACCUACGUUUAACAAAAGAUGACUUUGAGAUUUUAAAAGUUAUUGGACGAGGUGCAUUUGGAGAGGUAGCAGUUGUCAAACAGAAAACUAAUGGGAAAAUCUAUGCCAUGAAGAUACUUAAUAAAUGGGAAAUGCUAAAAAGAGCAGAAACUGCUUGUUUCCAAGAAGAAAGAGAAGUUUUGGUUCAUGGAGACAAAAGGUGGAUAACUAAUCUUCAUUAUUCUUUCCAGGAUGAUAGCAAUUUGUUUGAUUUCUGA